Molecule: messenger RNA, 3347 nt
Organism: Ylistrum balloti
Lineage: Eukaryota; Metazoa; Mollusca; Bivalvia; Pectinida; Pectinidae
Product: malignant T-cell-amplified sequence 1 homolog
Exons: 5
Coding region: 80-628 (182 amino acids)
Biological process (GO): formation of translation preinitiation complex
Molecular function (GO): RNA binding
Source: RefSeq, a predicted model, not a curated record
CGACAGACUGGCAUAGCUUCGGAUUUGACCAAUUGUUGAAAAAGCGCUGUUAAUAAGUGUGUUGAAAUCAAAUCUUAAUAUGUUCAAAAAAUUUGAGGACAAGGAGUGUGUAACAGGGGUGAAUCAGGCGAAAUCUACAGUACAGAAAGGAAUCCGUGCUUCUCUGCUUGAAAUUUACCCUCAUAUUAAAGAUUACAUCGACCAGAUCAUACCGAAAAAGGGAGAUCUCAAAGUUGUUAAAUGUCGUGAUCACAUAGAAAUACUGGCCAGCUCUAAAGGAGAACCAUUGUUUUUUCGUCAUAGAGAAGAUAAAUAUGUUCCAGCAUUAAAGCUGCUUCACAAAUAUCCAUUUCUGGCCCCACACAUGCAGGUGGACAAAGGAGCUAUUCGUUUUGUGUUGAGUGGAGCCAACAUUAUGUGUCCAGGUCUUACCUCUCCUGGUGCAAGAAUGACCAAAGUUGAUGCUGAUACUGUAGUGGCUGUGAUGGCAGAGGGUAAAGAACAUGCAGUAGCUGUUGGAGUUACAAAAAUGUCUACAGAUGAAAUUUUGGAGAAAAAUAAAGGAAUUGGUGUGGAAAAUAUCCACUACCUUAAUGAUGGACUAUGGAACAUGAGGAAUGUGAAAUAACGAAGUACUGAUCUUUAGGAAAUUAUCUAUUAUCACAGCCCAGGGGGAUGGACUCUGAAGUGAUGCCCUUUAUUAAGGGUUCAGUUACACUUGCUGUGUUACCUGGUUGUUCUUUAUCAGACUUUGUACACAACUGAAAUCAAUUCUAUUUUUGGAAGACUUAUUUUUAUUAUGACAUUUAUUAUGAAAAUUAUCUUAAUCUCAAUUUCCAAAAACAGUAAUUGAUAUCAUCACUCUCACUUACAGUUGAGUUUGAACAAUAACCAUAUUUUAUGGUAAAAACACUCAACAUGUUACAUGAUUUCGUAUGUGGUACAUGAGAACUGGUGCUUUUUAUUGAAUUAAGCAGGGUUUAAUGUCAUUAAGUAGAUAUUUAAUCUUCUGACUGAGAGGUCAUAUUGUGUGUAUUAUGAAUCUAUGUUCUUAAAGAAUGAAUUUAUAUUACAUACAGUAUAUGAGUGAAGUGAAAAGAUCUGAUAGAUGUUGAGAGUACAGUGAAACCUCACCUAACAACCACAAAACUACAGCCAUUAUUGCUGGCUUCCAUUUUCAGUCCCAUCUUUCCUCUAUGCAUCCUCGAUACUCCAGGAGUUAGGAUCACUAUAGCUCUCUGCAGCCGAGGAAUGUGUCAUGGCGAGAUUGAGGAUGCAACAGAAGUAAUUUGAUUGCAUUUAGGAGAAGAAUAUGACCAAUAACAGACUGAUAUACUUCUAUUGAAGAUUACAAAGGAGAUUCGUUGAUGUACAUCAAAUGAUCAGACUAGUCUGUAUGUCUUGUCCAUAAGGUGUCACACAUAGAAUAUUCAAUUUUGCCAUGACAAGUUCCAGGGGUGCAGAGGUUACUUUCCUGAUGUCCACUGAUUAAAAGAAAUUGACCCCACCUGGUCAUCAUUGUUUUUGAGACAGAGCUUUGGCUAGUGGUCAAGUUUACCUAGUGGACAGUUAACCACAAAUUACUCAUGUGCUUCAAUCUAUUGAUUCUAACAGAACUUAUCAAUGUAGCCACCAGGUGGCGUCAUAUAUAACAUCUGCUUACUUACCUGUGUCAGGCAGAUAUUAAUAGCACUUUGUUUAUAAGACAUCUAUUUAUAGAUCAGAGGAUAUAUAUAUAUAUCCGGGUAGUUGUAUUCAUUUUUAGAUCUUACUUGCUCCGUAUUUCAUAUAGAAAUACAAUACCCUGGUCGACCAAGUUAUUCUGAUCGCAGUGUAGGGGAGAAACACUUAAUUAUUUAUUCAAUAUCCAUUUAUGAUUCUUUAUUAUUUAUCAAAGGAAACGUGUGUGAAGUAGAAGGAUGCUAGGGUGAUAGUAUGUUAGUUAACAAACAUUAAGAAUAAAAGAUGUUACAGAAAAUAUAUCCCAGGACAUCUGUGAUGUAUCGCUCAUUAAAUUGUACCAUUAGUAGCAUGUUUGCUCUCAACAAGAGUACAACAAAUAUACAGAAAAUACAAUACAGUGAUUUCAGUGCUUAGCCAUCAGACGGUGGAUCAGUCAUAUCACUCUACAUCUGUGGUCUGUGACCCGUCUCUCUUGUCAUCGGUCCUUAAACAAUUUUGUUAUUGAUAUUUCUUGAGAAUUACUUGUGGGUCUUUCUAAUUUCUCAUAAAAUUUCCCCUUAGUCCCAAGUGAUGCCUUCUCGAUUUUGGGACUUAUCUGAAAGAAAAAGCUGCUUAUAGGAAACCAUCUUGGAUUUGUACUAUGCACGAUUGUUAUCAGAAUUUCUGGAGAAGUACUGAAUGUAUGUUCUUCAAAUUUUGCUUUGUCCUGGUAUGAUGUAAUGCCCUUGAAUUUAAGACUGAUUGGAAAACAAAAUGACUGACAUGCAGCCAUCUAACAUUUAGAAAAUUUCAUUUGUGUUUCUUGAAAUAAGUCAAGAUGGAUUUUUUUUGCAUAUUUCAUAAAUUAUAUAGGUUUCCCUAGUGUCUUGUAUAAAUCUUUAAAAGUAAUGCAUGUGUAGCCAUCUUGGAUUUUGACAAGGAGUAUUUGUUAUCUCUAUUUCUUGAGAAGUGCUGAAUAUUUCUUGGUUCCUCUUGAUCUCUAGCCUUUCGGUGUUGAGUCCAUUUUGGAACUGAUCAGAAAAAAUAGCAGAUAGGUAACCAUCUUGGAUUUUCCAAAGUUCUAUUUAUAAUGAGCAAAUAGAAAUCAGAAAUAGAAAUUACACCUCCUAUAUAGUACAGGUACAUAUAUUGAGCAGAGUUACAGUUCCAGAUGGUUUAUCAAACUACUAAUACUGUCCCACAAUUCAGACCACUUUCACACCACAAGCCCCUCCCCCUCCCUCAAACUUGUACUAAUAGUGAUGUUUCACUGUAUUUAUUGAUACUGUGUCGUGAAAAUCACUCCUUGAUAAUAUUUAUUACUAUACACAGUAUUACACAUCCCUGGACAGUUCAGUCAACCAUUUAAACAAUUACAAAUAACAUGUUAUACUUAGUAGAUUUAUGAAGCACAAGGGAGGUAAUACACAUUUAGGGUUUGUUUUAGGCAGCCUGAUGACCCUAAUAUUGAAAUUUCCUGAAUAAGGACAACAACUUGGAACAUUGCAUGUUUACUUCAGUAGUUGUAAAGUGAAUAAUAGUUUAAGAGACAUUUUUUUUCUGGAAUCCAUGCUUUGUCAAAUUGUAAAUUUACAUCAGUUUCCAGAUGUCUGUAAUUCAAUGUCUCUAGUAUGACAACCUAAGUCAUCAGUAUAUGUCAUUUUGAAUACAGAAUGUACCAGAUA